AUGCCACCGAAGAAUGUCAAAGAAGCAAAACCGCAGGUCUCGAUCAAUAGGUAUUCCGUAUUGCCAUUAACUCUUCAGUCAUCGCUUCCAAUGAGUUCCUACACCUCGAGACCCAACGGCCCCAAUGGACAGCCACUGUCUCUACCGCCGCGUUGGCUGAAGUGUCCGCGAAAGGGUGACCUCAUCGCUGACAAAUUCAUACCAUUUAAGACACCAUUGGAUGACAAAUACAAGUCACAGAUCCCUUCAUCCGAUUUAUUUACGCCACAAAUGUUUAUAUCGAUUGUCAACGCAUACAAAGUCAAAUUAGGUCUUUGGAUAGACUUGACGUUCACCUCUCGCUUCUACGACAAGACAAUUGUCGAGCAGAAAGAUGUGAAUUAUUGUAAAUUCCAGUGCAGAGGACACGACGAGUGUCCGACCGAUGAACAGACGCAGCUGUUUGUCAACUGUUGCUAUAACUACAUCUCGAAGAACCCGUUGCACGUGAUUGGCGUCCACUGCACCCAUGGCUUCAAUAGGACCGGGUUCUUGAUCUGUGCCUUUCUCAUAGAGAAGCACGACUGGAGUGUUGAGGCGGCCGUCAACGCCUUCGCCAGAGCCCGACCGCCCGGUAUAUACAAGCACUCGUACCUCCAGGAGCUGUUCCGACGGUACGGCGAUGUGGACGACACACCGCCCGCCCCACCGCUGCCCGACUGGUGCACGGAGUCGGACGACACCGACGACGACGGCAAUGCCAUCAAUGGACAUAAUUCGCAGUCCAAUCAUACGAAUAGAUCCCAUUAUACGGGUACUAGUAAUAGGGGUAAGCCUUUUAUGCAAGGCGUGAGUGGUGUGACGACUGUCACCGACUUCAACAAAGUGCGACAUAUUCAGGACACGUGUCGACGACUAUGUCAUUGGCCGGGCCGUAACUUUCCCGGCUCACAGCCCGUGUCAAUGGAUAACCAGAACAUUGGGUUAUUGGCGGACAGGGAGUAUAUGGUGAGCUGGAAGGCUGACGGCGCGCGUUAUAUGCUGUACAUCGAGGGCGAGAAUGAGUGCUAUUUCAUCGAUAGAGACAAUACUGUCUUCCGGAUCGAUGGCAUAAAGUUCUUUAAACGCAAAGAGUUUCCCAAACACUUAGUCAACACUCUAUUGGACGGAGAGAUGAUUGUGGAUGCGGUGGAGGGCAAGAGUAUCGCCCGAUAUCUCAUAUACGACAUCAUCACAUUCGAGGGCCAAGAAGUGGGACAAACGGACUUCAGGAGGCGUAUGCUUUGUAUCGACAAAGAGCUGAUCGGUCCACGAGAGAGGGCUAAGACUGAGAACGUUAUCGAUAGGGCUCUCGAGCCGUUCGGUGUCCGCAAAAAGGAUUUCUGGGAACUGAGAGAUACUCAUAAGAUAUUCGAGGAUAAGUUUACGCAACACUUGCCCCACGAAAUCGAUGGCCUUAUCUUCCAACCCGUGCCCGACAAGUACAUCGCCGGUCAGUGCAAUGUUACCCUCAAAUGGAAGCCUCCGACACAUAAUUCGGUGGACUUUCGGCUGAAGAUCGUUGUGGAGGACAGGCCCGGGAUGUUGAGGACGACGAGCGGCCACUUAUUCGUCGGCGGAUUCGACCCGCCGUUCGCUCAGAUGAAGGCCACGAAACAGCUCAAGGAAUACAACAAUAAGAUCAUUGAGUGUACGUUCGAUAUGACCACAAAUCAGUGGCAGUUCAUGAGAGAGCGCACCGACAAGUCGUUCCCCAACAGCUAUAACACAGCUAUGGCUGUCUGUCACUCCAUUAAGCAUCCCAUCACUAAAGAGAUUCUCUUGGAUUACAUCGAAAGACACGGAACGCGAGUCGCCUUCAAACGGCCCUUCAAUGAGCCGCACAGUAAUGAACGCAAUCUAAUGCCGCCGCCAGUCGUGAAAGUCGCCCGAAAAUAGACAACAAUUUUAUUUAUUUUAUUUUAUUUUUUCAAUUCAUUUUUUGCGAUCAAUUAAAUAAAAUUUUCAUUAAUUUGUUUUUGUAAAUA
Messenger RNA from Oppiella nova, 2006 nucleotides. The record is from the annotation of a GenBank genome assembly. NCBI's taxonomy places the organism in Eukaryota, Metazoa, Arthropoda, Arachnida, Sarcoptiformes, Oppiidae.